CUAUUACGAACACCGAACUGUUGGUGCCACUACCUCAUCACGUGUCUAGACGGAGUCAUGCGACGACAAGUUGUGAAAAUUUGCUGUGUCACCGCUAUUCUACCAAUCACAAGCCGUGUCGGUAAAUCGUGCGAGUCCGGUAUCUGGCUCCCCGUUAUACCGCGAUCAGCCGGUCGAUGAGACACAGACAACACCAGCCAACAGCCACAUUAUAUUUGACCAGCAAACUAUCCGAACAUGGCGGGCGAUGUCAGGUCACUGGGUAAGCCGGGUUACAAGUUUACGAACUGGGCAACAACCUACUCAUGCCGCCCGGAACUGUACUUUGAGCCAGAAACAACGGAGGAAGUCAGACAGAUACUGGCAUUUGCACAGGAGAAAGGUAAAAAGGUGAAGGUCAUUGGAUAUGGUCAUUCGCCAUCAGACCUUGCGUGUACCACUGAUUACAUGAUCAGCCUCAGUCGCUACAACAAGGUAGUCAAGGUUGACACAGCCUCUCUCCAGGUGAUGGUGCAGGGGGGAUGCCUGGUGCGGGAUCUCAACAACAAUAUACUGCCUUCACAUGGCAUGGCCUUCAGUGUAUUGGGGACAGUGUCGGAGUUGACGGUUGCUGGUGUGAUAUCAACUGGAACCCAUGGCACUGGCGCCAACUACGGCACCAUUUCUUCAUAUGUUGUUGCCAUGGAGAUCAUGACUGCAUCAGGGGAGAUUAUUGAAGUUUCUGCAGAGAAGAAUGAAGAGUUAUUCCUGGCAACGACGCUGUCUUUGGGGAGUCUUGGCAUCAUCCUCACCGUGACGUUCCAGUGUGAACCAGCUUACAACCUCCAACAGAAACACUAUCCCGCAAAACUAGACCAGGUGCUGGAGAAUCUCAAUACAUACGUCACAUCCUCCGACCACUUCCGAUUCUUCUGGUUUCCUCACACUGACGACGUCGUCUGUUACCAUGCAAGCCGAACUAAAGAGGAGCCAUGUGUGAAGGGGAGCUGGUUCAGGGACAUGCUGGUCGGCUACUACAUUCUACAGAUCCUGUACUGGCUCAGCACGUUCCUGCCCCUCCUGGUGCCCUCCAUCAACCGCUUCUUCUUCCACACUCUGUACUCAUCCUGCGCUGAGAAGGUCGACAGGUCCGACAAGAUCUUCAACUUCAACUGCCUCUUCAAGCAGUAUGUCAUGGAAUGGGCCAUACCGAGAGACAAGACGGCGGUCGUGUUGUUUGAGCUUCGGAACUGGAUACAGCAGAGCAGGUUCCCGGCGCACUUCCCCGUGGAGGUCCGCUUCGUGAAGGGUGAUAACAUCUACCUCAGUCCUGUUCACGGCUGGGACGCCUGCUACAUCAACAUCAUCAUGUACAGACCUUUCAACAAGUUUGUCCAGAAUGACAAAUAUUGGACAGCUUUCCAGAAGAUAGUCUCGGAUGUUGGAGGCCGACCACACUGGGCUAAGGACCACAAGCUGGGACGAGAAGAUUUCCAGAAGCUCUACCCAAAGUUUGAAGCUUUCUGUAAAAUCAGGGAAAGCUUGGAUCCUAAUGGAAUGUUCUUGAACUCUAAUCUGGAACGUGUGUUUGGACAAAGCCCCUCUUUCACAAAAAUUGUUUGAUAUAAUGUAUAACUGUAUACUGAUGACAUAUGCCUGUACAUCUAUUUAUUCACUACAAUAUAGCCUGGUCAACUGUCUACAUCCAUUUUAUCACUACAAUAUAGCCUGGUCAACUGUUUUCAUCCAUUUUAUCACUACAAUAAAGCCUGGUCAGCUGUCUACAUCCAUUUCAUUCCUGCAAUAAUGCCUGGUCAACUGUCUACAUCCAUUUCAUUCCUACAAUAAUGCCUGGUCAACUGUCUACAUCCAUUUCAUUCCUACAAUAAAGCCUGGUCAACUGUCUACAUCCAUUUCAUUCCUACAAUAAUGCCUGGUCAACUGUCUACAUCCAUUUUAUCACUACAAUAAAGCCUGGUCAACUGUUUACAUCCAUUGUAUCACUACAAUAUAGCCUGGUCAACUGUCUACAUCCAUUUUAUCACUACAAUAAAGCCUGGUCAACUGUCUACAUCCAUUUUAUCACUACAAUAAAGCCUGGUCAACUGUCUACAUCCAUUUUAUCACUACAAUAAAGCCUGGUCAACUGUUUACAUCCAUUUUAUCACUACAAUAAAGCCUGGUCAACUGUCUACAUCCACUUUAUCACUACAAUAAAGCCUGGUCAACUGUUUACAUCCAUUGUAUCACUACAAUAAAGCCUGGUCAACUGUCUACAUCAAUUUUAUCACUACAAUAAAGCCUGGUCAACUGUUUACAUCCAUUGUAUCACUACAAUAUAGCCUGGUCAACUGUCUACAUCAAUUUUAUCAAUACAAUAAAGCCUGGUCAGCUGUCUUCAUCCAAUUCAUUCCUACAAUAAAGCCUGGUCAACUGUUUACAUCCAUUUUAUCACUACAAUAAAGCCUGGUCAACUGUUUACAUCCAUUGUAUCACUACAAUAUAGCCUGGUCAACUGUCUACAUCCAUUUUAUCACUACAAUAAAGCCUGGUCAACUGUCUACAUCCAUUUUAUCACUACAAUAUAGCCUGGUCAACUGUCUACAUCAAUUUUAUCAAUACAAUAAAGCCUGGUCAGCUGUCUUCAUCCAAUUCAUUCCUACAAUAAAGCCUGGUCAACUGUUUACAUCCAUUUUAUCACUACAAUAAAGCCUGGUCAACUGUUGACAUCCAUUGUAUCACUACAAUAUAGCCUGGUCAACUGUCUACAUCCAUUUUAUCACUACAAUAAAGCCUGGUCAACUGUCUACAUCCAUUUUAUUCCUACAAUAAAGCCUGGUCAACUGUUUACAUCCAUUUUAUCACUACAAUAAAGCCUGGUCAACUGUCUACAUCCACUUUAUCACUACAAUAAAGCCUGGUCAACUGUUUACAUCCAUUUUAUCACUACAAUAAAGCCUGGUCAACUGUCUACAUCAAUUUUAUCACUACAAUAAAGCCUGGUCAACUGUUUACAUCCAUUUUAUCACUACAAUAAAGCCUGGUCAACUGUCUACAUCAAUUUUAUCAAUACAAUAAAGCCUGGUCAGCUGUCUUCAUCUAAUUCAUUCCUACAAUAAAGCCUGGUCAACUGUUUACAUCCAUUUCAUUCCUACAAUAAAGCCUGGUCAACUGUCUACAUCAAUUUUAUCAAUACAAUAAAGCCUGGUCAGCUGUCUUCAUCUAAUUCAUUCCUACAAUAAAGCCUGGUCAACUGUUUACAUCCAUUUUAUCACUACAAUAUAGCCUGGUCAACUGUCUACAUCAAUUUUAUCAAUACAAUAAAGCCUGGUCAGCUGUCUUCAUCCAAUUCAUUCCUACAAUAAAGCCUGGUCAACUGUUUACAUCCAUUUUAUCACUACAAUAAAGCCUGGUCAACUGUUUACAUCCAUUGUAUCACUACAAUAUAGCCUGGUCAACUGUCUACAUCCAUUUUAUCACUACAAUAAAGCCUGGUCAACUGUCUA
Messenger RNA from Haliotis rufescens (red abalone), 3485 nucleotides. RefSeq names its product L-gulonolactone oxidase-like. Gene Ontology annotation, molecular function: FAD binding; D-arabinono-1,4-lactone oxidase activity. The record is from RefSeq and is a predicted model, not a curated record. Gene Ontology annotation, cellular component: membrane. Bases 238 to 1602 code for a protein of 454 amino acids. Lineage: Eukaryota; Metazoa; Mollusca; Gastropoda; Lepetellida; Haliotidae. The transcript has 12 exons.